AUGCCAGGCGGUUCGACCCAUCCGGAUCCAGUCUUUGCCGUUAAACUGGCCCGGCGUCAACAACUGAACUACAAUGCCAUGGUUGUCUUUGCUGCAGCCAUGACUGCUUUCUACUUCACCAUUUGUAUUGCCAUUCUUCUCAGAAGGCUUUGCGUCGAUCUAGGUGCCUCGCGCAAACCAAAUGCCGCCACAGCGAUCUUCCGGCGCCUGAGAGCGAGUGCUCUUGGAAAUAUCGCGAGGCUACCAUCGGGAGGAUAUACUCUUGCGAUAUUCGGAUAUCUAAUCAUCAACACCGUCGUCACUCUUACUUACCUGGACAACGACAAUAUGCCUCUUCUUUCUAACAUGGCCUCUCGAACCGGAUGGAUGGCUAUUGCAAAUCUCCUUAUCGUCGUCCUUCUAUCCCUCAAGAAUACCCCCAUUGUCAUAUUCAUGACCUCCUCUUAUGAACGCCUCAACAUUCUCCAUCGCAUAGCCGGUUACACUACCCUCAUCUUCGCCAUAGUCCACUCUUGCAGUUAUGCUGCCGUGUUCGGUGCCCAAAACUUCCUCCAGCGUUUGCUUGCGAGAGAAGAAAUCUUUGGCAUGGUCGCUAUGGGCUCAUUCCUAGUCCUUGGCUUUGCCGGUGCUGUCCUCCGGACGUGGUGGUACGAACUAUUUUACUACCUUCAUGUCGUUUUCUGGAUUCUUGCUAUCAUCAUGACCGGUCUCCAUCAGCCGGAGCCUGGCAAGAAGGUUCUGUACGUGAUUCUUGCUUCAGCCGGAAUUUGGGUCCUCGAGCGAGUCAUCCGCCUCGCACGAAUCAUCGUUAACAGCACCAAUAAUACCGUCACUCUCACGCCGCUCCCUAAUGGCGGUACUCGUGUCACACUCGCCAAGGCACCAUAUGGAUCUUCAUCUGGCAAACAUGGCUUCCUUUGGAUCCCGGGAGUACGCACCGUUGAAACCCACCCUUUCACCAUGGUUGCUACUGAUCCCCUCGAGUUUGUCGUGGCAGCCCAUGACGGAUUCACUCGGGCUUUGCACAAGUGUGCCCUCGGUUGUCCUGGAAUCUCAUUGAAAGGGUCAGUUGAGGGUCCUUACGGUAAUCACCCUGAUGUCAAGGGGUAUGACAAGGUCAUGCUUAUAGCAGGGGGUAGCGGCGCAAGCUUCACGGUUGGCACGGCCCUAGAUAUGCUCAAAAGACUGGAAACAGAUGCCGAGGUCGACAUCGAAUUCGUAUGGAUGAUCAGGAAACCAACUUAUUUCACCUGGUUCGCCGACCAUGUCGAGACUCUACAUCGAGACCAUCGUGUCUCGACCAAGAUCUAUGUAACACGGGCUUCAGAAGCCGAGAUUGUCCCCCAGAGCCAGCGUUCCUCCGGAUCGCACGCGUCUUCAAGUAGCACUUUCGUCGAGUCCGAUCCAGAAAAGGACGGUCUUCCCCACGUCGAUACUACCCGAUUAUCACUUGACAUCGAGAAGAGCGAAGUUCUCCCACCCGCGAUAAAUCCUUCUCUAAGUGAUAUUUUUCACGUUGGGAGACCGGACGUCGCUUCACUUGUGAAAGAACUGAUAGAGAGUACGCCAUCCGACAAACGAGUUCUGGUGAUGGGCUGCGGACCACAGACACUCAUGUCGGCCGUUCAGAACGCGGCUGCAGACUGUAUCGUGAAAAACGGAGCUGGUGUUGAGUUACAUCUGGAGCAAUUCGGGUGGUGA
Fusarium subglutinans is the source of this 1701-nucleotide messenger RNA. RefSeq names its product ferric-chelate reductase. The coding region runs from base 1 to 1701 and encodes 566 amino acids. The record is from RefSeq and is a predicted model, not a curated record. Gene Ontology annotation, molecular function: ferric-chelate reductase activity. Lineage: Eukaryota; Fungi; Ascomycota; Sordariomycetes; Hypocreales; Nectriaceae. Gene Ontology annotation, cellular component: plasma membrane. Gene Ontology annotation, biological process: intracellular iron ion homeostasis; copper ion import; iron ion transport. The transcript is spliced from 4 exons.